UCACAUCUUCAUUUUGACCGUCUUUACCAGCUGUCACCUUCUUAUUGGGCCCAAACCCAGCCCAAUUUCAUCCGUCUUAUAAAUUUCACAUCUUCACGUCUGCUGCUUCUCUCUCGCCCCCAAAUCAAACCACACAUCACUUAUUUUUCAAUUCGAAGAUAAAUAACUGUAAAGAUGGUGGCUUCGGAUGCAUCUCGUGAGGACAAUGUUUACAAUGCCAAGCUUGCUGAACAGGCUGAGCGGUAUGAGGAAAUGGUUGAGUUUAUGGAAAAAGUUGCUAAGACUGUAGAUGUUGAGGAGCUUACUGUGGAAGAGAGGAAUCUUCUAUCUGUUGCUUACAAGAAUGUCAUUGGAGCAAGAAGGGCUUCUUGGAGGAUCAUAUCUUCCAUUGAGCAGAAGGAAGAGAGCCGUGGAAACGAUGAUCAUGUUAACAUUAUUAAGGAGUACAGGGGUAAGAUCGAGGCUGAACUCAGCAAGAUCUGUGAUGGGAUCUUGAACCUUCUGGACUCACAUCUCGUUCCUUCUGCAUCUUCGGCCGAGUCAAAGGUGUUCUACAUGAAGAUGAAAGGUGAUUACCACAGGUAUUUGGCUGAGUUCAAGGUUGGGGCUGAGAGGAAAGAAGCUGCUGAGAGCACCUUGCUAGCAUACAAGUCUGCUCAGGAUAUUGCUUUAGCUGAAUUGGCUUCUACUCACCCAAUAAGGCUUGGACUUGCACUCAACUUCUCUGUUUUCUACUAUGAAAUUCUCAACUCCCCUGAUCGUGCUUGCAACCUUGCAAAGCAGGCUUUUGAUGAAGCAAUCUCUGAACUGGAUACUUUGGGUGAGGAGUCGUACAAGGAUAGCACACUAAUUAUGCAACUUCUCCGUGACAAUCUGACAUUGUGGACAUCUGAUAUUGCGGACGAAGCUGGGGAUGAAAUCAAAGAGGAUCCCAAGCCAUCUGAUGAUUAGCAACAUCAAUGAAGUGCUAGAAUAGUAUUGUGUACUCGUCACAUUGUGUCUUUAUUACAGAUUUUCAUUUCGCAAGGAUUUGGAAAUAUCUAGUUUGGAUUUCAAUUGAUGAUUGAUGUUGUGAUUGGGUUCUCUAUUUAUGGCUCUUCUAAAUUGCAGUCAAGUGUAGUUUAUUUUUUUAUUA
Molecule: messenger RNA, 1135 nt
Organism: Daucus carota subsp. sativus
Lineage: Eukaryota; Viridiplantae; Streptophyta; Magnoliopsida; Apiales; Apiaceae
Product: 14-3-3-like protein A
Exons: 5
Coding region: 175-951 (258 amino acids)
Biological process (GO): intracellular protein localization; signal transduction
Cellular component (GO): cytoplasm
Source: RefSeq, a predicted model, not a curated record